Messenger RNA from Ailuropoda melanoleuca (giant panda), 3352 nucleotides. RefSeq names its product zinc finger protein 518B (gene ZNF518B). Lineage: Eukaryota; Metazoa; Chordata; Mammalia; Carnivora; Ursidae. The coding region runs from base 85 to 3333 and encodes 1082 amino acids. The transcript has a single exon. The record is from RefSeq and is a predicted model, not a curated record.
AAUCACGCAGUUAGAUGAAGGAUGGCCCCUAAGGAUUUUAUCAUGUGAAGUCUUCCUGAAGUUUCUGGCUUUCUCUUUAUAGAAAUGCAAAUAAAGAAGAUGAAGGAUAUUGGACAGCAGUUAUAUACCACCCAAGUGAAUGACGGACAUAAUUCCUUGACCAUGUCCCCCAAACAACCAAAUGCUAAUAGAGCGACUCGACCAGACAGACACGAAGUGCAAGCUCUUUUGUGUCAAGGCUCAGAGGCAGAGGCUGCCGUGAUGACCGUUGCUACGUGUGUGAAGUGCAAAAGUGUUCACAAAGUCCCGCUUCAAGAUUUGAAAAAGGGUACUGGGCCAAGCCAGAAGGAAGACAAAUACGUUUGCUUCAAAUGCAGCCUCGGUGUGGCUACUCCCCAUUUUCAUUUUGUGAACAGUAAUCCCAGUGCUACUCCCGCAGGAAAUAAAGCCGAAGCCAUCUCCGGUUCCGUCGGUAACAAAUUUAAGGUAAGGAACUUUAAGCCAGGCAAAUACUAUUGCGACAAGUGUCGAUUUUCCACAAAGGAUCCUCUGCAGUACAAAAAGCACACGCUUCAACACGAAGAGAUUAAAUUCAUCUGUUCUCACUGCAGCUACAUUUCCUACACGAAAGGGGAGUUCCAGAGGCACCUCGUGAAACACACAGGCAUAUUCCCUUAUCAGUGCGAGUACUGCGACUACGGCGCCAUCAGGAAUGACUACAUCGUCAAACACCGGCGCAGAGUGCACGAGAGGGCUGGGGGAAGGCGGCCGCCCAGAGCUGUUGCCAAGCUGGAGCCAAAAAGAAUCAGCGCAUCGAAACAAAACACGGAGGUCUUAAAAGCUCCCAAUCCAAGGACUGCAUUUCAAAAUAAGUUGUCGGAUCAACUCUCCAGGUUCUCCCUCCACACAAAUAAAGACAAAAUGCACAAUAUCAUGUUGUUGCCUGAAUCAAAGGAAUGCCAAAAAGACGUAGUGUGUAUUCCAAAUAAAGUGACCCUGGUGGAGCCAAACGAAGGCAGUCUGUUUGAGAACAGAAGCGUGGAGGUGGAAGUGUUGUCGCCAGCGAAAGAGCCCGUCCAGCCGGGAAUGCCGUUAACGGUGGUGGCACCGGCAGAGCUCGUGGUCCCUGCAAACUGCUUAGCACAGUUGAUAGAUGUGAAGGUCGUCAACGGGACCCAGCAGCUUGUCCUGAAACUGUUUCCUCUGGAAGAAAGUAACCGCCCUGAAGCUGGUGGGGGCGAAGGGGGUAAUUCUGAGCGUAUGACUAAAGAGAAGGGUUUGGCCGAACCAGAAAAAAUGGUUUCUGCAAGCCAGACAAAGUCACUGGCGAUGGAAGGCAGCGUUGGGAAAUUGGCAGGCAUUGAUAGUCUUCAGUCGUCAGUUCAGAAACAGCUUAAAAAUGUGAAGUGGGUCAGGUCUUAUGAUUUUUUCAUGUCAAAUUCUAGUGUGCACCACCACGGAGAAUCCCUCCUCAACCCAGAUACAGUUGAGGAUUUCCAGAAGAAAAGUAGUCCGUAUCCACAUAGACCAGCUCUUCCUUCUCUCUCCUUAAAAGGUCAUUCUCCAGCAUCUGUAGUGAAAAACAGUGUUUUCCACAGUCUCGGAGCUGCAUCAAACCCUUUUCCAUAUAAAGCUGCUGUUUCUUUUGCUGAAGAUGGAAGGACCUCACAUGGUGACUCACAGCAGUUACUUCCCUUGGCUGCGUCACCUGCAACCAUGUCCUUCUCUGGAGAAAAGGGCUUGUUGCCUGUAAGUACAAAUAACUUGGAACCUAGAAAUGAGAUCAGUGUUCCUGGAAAAAUGUUUCCCUCUCAUAGGAAGUUGAAAGACAAGCAGACAGAGGAACACAAGGCAGUUUCGAGUACAGGCCAGAUUUCCUCUCAACAUAAAAGCGAGUAUUUACACAUAAAUAUACCAGGAGAAGACAGAGUCAGGUCUCAGCCACCCGCGGAGGAGCCUUUGGAAUUAAAGAAUCCUGAACGGACUAAGGACUCUUUCGAUGGUCCAGUCAUCUCGUCAGUAUUUUCUCUGAGCUCUGGGUCUGAAAACGUCCCUGAGGGCGUUAAGUGGAGUAGUUCAACGUCCAAAAUAAAGUCAAUUGAACUCUUGCGCAGAAAGAUAGCUCAGUUAAUCGAGUCCUGUGGCAAGCCGUCAUCUUUGUCCGCAAAUAGCACACAUCGCCGUUCUGUAGCGCAGCCAUCAAAGGGCACCUCGAAAGCUGCUCCUGAAGGUAUUCACGAAAUUAACGUGUCAUUUACUGGCACUGGCUGUCCCACAGGUGCGCCCCCAAAACCGCAGGAUGAUGGUGGCAUUAACGGGCCGCUCACUCCUCAGCAGGUCUACCCACGGUUUAUAGAAGGCAGCAGUGAGAAAACUGAAAGCAGAGUAACCAGGAAGGGCCAUGUUGCUACUCCAGUAUUGAUCCCCAAAGGGGCUGUGUUGAGGGUUCUUAAUUCUUCUGAAGAUGCCCACAUUAUAGAGGCGACGUGUGAAGCCCCCGUCAGCAUACCUUGCAGUGAGACACAGCUGUUAAAACCCAUUCCGUUCUGCCCAGUGAGACAGACAGACUCAGACUUACAGUCUUUGACCAGUGAAAGUGGGCCAAUAGAUAUGUCCCAAAAUGUUGAUAUACCUCUUCGGCCAAAACCAAGAAAGGAGAGUGCUAUUUGUAGCACCAUGCCUAAAAAAACUGGCCCUUUGCACGGUCAGCAAGGAAGCAGUGACCUGAGUAAGCAAGGCAGACUGCUUUCCAGAAGUCUUCCCAUAAGUAAAAAUAAAACCAAACAAGUGAACUCAUCCAAGAAGAAAAGCAAAAUCCAGGCUGAUCCCAGCCGCUAUCUCAAGGAUCCUUCAAUUUUUCAGGUUGCAAGACAGCUUCGACUGAUUGCCGCUAAACCAGACCAGUUGAUUAAAUGCCCCCGUCGGAACCAGCCCGUCAUUGUGUUAAAUCAUCCUGAUGUUGACUCUCCGGAAGUGACCAAUGUGAUGAAGGUAAUCAACAAGUACAAAGGCAAUGUCCUCAAAGUCGUCUUAUCGGAGAGGACUAGGUGUCAAUUAGGCAUCAGACGGCAUCAUGUUCGCCUGACGUACCAGAACGUGGAGGAGGCCAAUCAGAUAAAAAGGCAAAUGAUGUUGAAAAUGAAACUUAAAAAAGUUCAUAAAAACAACUACCAGGUGGUGGAUUCCUUGCCUGAUGACUCAUCACAGUGUCUAUUUAAGUGCUGGUUUUGUGGGCGGCUGUAUGAAGACCAGGAAGAGUGGAUGAGUCAUGGCCAACGGCACUUGAUAGAGGCAACUAGGGAUUGGGAUGUUCUUUCUUCCAAGGGCAAAUAAGUAAAAAAUGGUCUUUGAA